AUGAGGGUCCCUCUCCCCUUGGGACCAGCCUCCCUGUUUUUGCGGCGACGAUGGGCUAACAGAAUAACCGCAGUGAGGAUUUUCGCCGCCCCUAACUUUCACCUUUACGGGAAGAGGAAUAUCACGAGUGCACAGAAUCAGCAGAGGACAAACCGGUCGGAGGAGGAACUGGAAAAAACCAUAAAACUGGUGGAUAAAAUUUUAAAGGAAAAUAAUUUCGACGUAUACAUAAAGGGAAUAGUCAAUACGGGGGGGGUCCCCAAAGCAGCGAGCAAAGAGGUAGACGCAUAUAAAUUUCUCCACCUUCUAAACAGGAUUCUCGUUCUGAGCAGAGAGGUCGACGAAUCCUCCGAUGGGAAGACAAACAUAUGGGAAUGCCCCACAUUUUUAAACCUGCUCGGUUACAUCAAGUUAAAAAUUCCGUCGUUUAGCAUCCACGAGAUGUUUAUCUUCGUCUUGUGUUUCUCAAAAAUACAGUUCAUGCCUCAGAUGCUAAUGCAUGAUUUUUUAUUAACUGUACAGGAGAAAUCGUACUUGAAAGGUUUCCUUGAAGCAGACGUGAAUAAAUUUUUCCAGUUUUUUUUUAUAGUUACUAGUAUUAAGAACGUGAGGGUGGGGGACCAAACGGAUUCACUGUUCGCUAGCUUUGCGACUAAUUUUGUGGAAGUCGUUCUAGACUUCCUCGCUGUCCGGGAUGCCACAUCCCCUGGUGAAUCCGUCCAUCUACCCACCGACCAACAGAGCGACAUACCACCUGACCAACAGAGCGAUGUACCAACUGACCUACGGAACGACUUACCCCUGGACUGCUACCACCUCCUAUGUGUCGCUCUCCACAACGCAAACGUGAGGAACGCCUCCCUCAUGCACCGCGUGGCCACAGAAAUUCUUCACCUCCUAAGCACCCACCAAGACCUCGACAAGUACAACCAAAUUGAUUUAGCAAAGAAGCUCAUUAAUAUCUACCUGGCAUAUGUCUCCCUAAAAUGUGAAAACUAUUAUCUCUAUGAAAAACUGAAUACGUAUUUGUACAAUCAUAUUGAGGAGCUACCAUUGCCUAGCUCUUUAACUUUGUUGCUCUGCAUAGCGACCUUAAAGGAACAGAAGUGUUUUAAUUUUCCCCUAUGUAUGCUCUCAUCUUUGGAGAAAAAUUUCUCUGGUAAAUUUUACUCUCUAGAUGCAGGGGAUCUGCUCUUACUGGUAUACUUAUUAACUUAUUUGAAUCUACACAUAGCAAAUACAGAAACAUAUGUGUGCAUGCUGGACCAUCUCUUCAACGUGCAUAAAUUUGAACCGUUGCACGAAGAUGAACGGAUCAAGUUGUUCCAGAUUUAUGUGAGCCUGGUGCAGUCCUUCCCAAAUGCAAUGUCGUGUGAACUGCACUCCGAAAUAACUAGCCAUACAAACGGAGCAAAUCGCAAAUGUGAUAGCGAAGGAGAGGAACACGACUCAGAUCAGCCCACAUGCCGAACCAAGCUGCAAAAUGUCCUACGGAAAAUACAAGCCAAUAUGCAGGUACAGAAUGAACAGAACCCACCAGAGUACGCAGAAGAGUUAAAUGAACAAGUAGAUAACCUGCACGAAAUGUUACAACAAAUAAGUGGAAAUACUUUCUCUAUAACAAAUUUUAGGAAGAACACAGUGGUACUUAGCUAUUACCUUAGUCAUAUUUCCUUUGAUCUUAAAAAAGAGGGAAUUCCAGAAGCGGAGUCUCAGAAAAUUGUUAUCCUUUUUGAUACGGAUAAGACACAUUUGUCUGAUAACUCCUUUGAUAUUUACUGUAACAUGAAGCGGAACCAUCUAGCCAUGUUAAAUAUUAAGUGCUUCCCCAUUAAGCUCCAUCAGUGGAGGGAGCUUUCUCCAGAAGAGCGAAGGCAGUUUCUGACAUUUGAGCUAACACAUAGAUUCUUACCCAGCGUAACUUCUUCCACGUAG
This is a messenger RNA of Plasmodium knowlesi strain H, 1935 nucleotides long. Its product is annotated as conserved Plasmodium protein, unknown function. The transcript has a single exon. Lineage: Eukaryota; Apicomplexa; Aconoidasida; Haemosporida; Plasmodiidae. The record is from RefSeq and is a predicted model, not a curated record. The coding region runs from base 1 to 1935 and encodes 644 amino acids.